Messenger RNA from Suillus plorans, 1182 nucleotides. RefSeq lists its product as uncharacterized. The transcript is spliced from 3 exons. Gene Ontology annotation, cellular component: nuclear envelope. The record is from RefSeq and is a predicted model, not a curated record. Lineage: Eukaryota; Fungi; Basidiomycota; Agaricomycetes; Boletales; Suillaceae. Bases 152 to 1039 code for a protein of 295 amino acids. Gene Ontology annotation, molecular function: phosphatidylcholine binding; choline-phosphate cytidylyltransferase activity. Gene Ontology annotation, biological process: CDP-choline pathway.
AUGGCCAAUUUAUAAAUUCCCACGAAGCAGAUCAAGUUCUACUUCGAUGUUCCUUGCAGAAGGAGGAAUGGCCUCGUGUCUCGCAUUUUUACUGGCAUAGGCCUCCAACGCCACCGCGUACGUACGGUCUUGACGUGUUUUCUAUUCCAUCAUGGAUAGUUCGUCUGUCCUGAGCGACGAGGACUAUGAUCUCAUCUCUAACCCUGGUCAGCGCUCCUUGGAGUCCAGCAUUGCCGACUUGCAUCAUAUUCCAGCCUUGAAUACUUAUGAGAUUCCCCCGUCUGAUGCAGCCAGGGAAAGACUCAGCGCGGUGGCGCUGAGUCCCGGGGAUAUACAAGCAUAUGUGCAGAAUGCACUUAACUCAUCUAGUACAGGAAAGUACCCACGGGACAAUGUCACUCUUAGAGUGUAUGUUGACGGCGUUUUCGAUGUGUUAACCAUUGGGCACGUACAUCAACUCCGUCAAGCGAAGCUCUCGUUCCCUUCCGUACAUCUUAUCGUUGGAGUGCUUUCGGAUGAGCAAUGUCGAGCUCACAAUACUACACCUCAUUUCUCACAUCUCGAGCGUUGCGAGCUUAUGCGGCACUGUCGCUGGGUAGACGAAGUGCUACAUGACGCACCUUGGACAGUGAACGAUCGCUUUAUUAUCGACAAGCGUAUUGAUUAUCUUGCGUUGGAGGAAGGCUCUUCUGUUAACCCUGAAUUUGAUAAGGAACGACUGAAGGGAUACGAUGUCGCGAAGAGACUAGGACGAGUGCUACCCACCCGAAUGACUACCGGACUAACUGCUGCUCCACUUUUGGUUUCCUAUAAUGCAUCGGCAGACACCACACCAUUCCGAGAACUUGCCGAAAUGGUGUUAGAACAACCUGGUCGCAGUACAUUUACGCACCCACCUCCGACAACUUCUACUACCACGUCCGCCGACAGCAAGACUCAUGACCUUGAGGCCCUUGGGGCGAUGGAGGCCCUAGAAGCCAUGUCGAACGAGUUAGCAGAGAGGUGCGCUCGGAAGCAGAGGCAGCCAGCCAGAGGGUAGAUACCGGGGAAAUUGAUGCGCGCUGUUGAUACACAGUGACUAUGUAUGAUGGGCUUUUAUCAACCUGUGCUGUGUUGCUACUUACGCUAUUUAGCCGUUCUUGCUUUGUCAUAUUGGUCUAACUUUCUGGACGUACGUAUUGA